This is a messenger RNA of Raphanus sativus (radish), 3301 nucleotides long. Its product is annotated as probable E3 ubiquitin ligase SUD1. Lineage: Eukaryota; Viridiplantae; Streptophyta; Magnoliopsida; Brassicales; Brassicaceae. Bases 187 to 3069 code for a protein of 960 amino acids. Gene Ontology annotation, cellular component: endoplasmic reticulum membrane. The transcript has 10 exons. Gene Ontology annotation, molecular function: zinc ion binding. The record is from RefSeq and is a predicted model, not a curated record.
UUAGUAAAACUGAUAGGAAGCAACGCGGAAAGUCACCACUCUUGCCUCUGCUCUGUCAAAAAGCAGCAGAGAAGGCGUCGUCAUCAGUCUUCACACCAAUAUUAGGAAGACACAGGUGACGACACGACGACUAGAAAAGAAAAAGAGAGAGAGAGAGACGAGAAAGAGAGCUUUGCGUUUCCUAAAAUGGAGCUUUCCCCGAAAGCCAGUAGCUACGGCGACGAGAGUUUCUCAGCUGCAGCAGAAGAUGAAGAAGACGGAGACCAGUGCCGGAUCUGUCGCUCGCCGGAGGAACCAGGAAAUCCGUUAAGAUACCCAUGCCUGUGCCGAGGAUCCAUCAAGUUCGUUCACCAAGACUGCCUCCGUACCUGGCUCCAUCGCCGCCGCGGAAACAACAAAUGCGAGGUGUGUGGGCGAAGCUACUCUUUUGUCCCCGUUUACUCCGAGAAUGCUCCGGAGAGGCUUCCUUGCAACGAGUUUCUUCUCGGAGUCUUGUCAAAAGCAGGACGUUACUUGAAGAUGACUGUUCCUUGGGUUGUGUUGAUUCUCUUGAACAGCUACUUCGUUUCUUUACACCCUUGGGGCCAAGUAGUCGCUGCCGAGUUCCAGAGGGAGUUCUUUAUGUCUCCGAAGUUAGCUUACUUCUCCAUCGGCCUGUUAUACAUCACUGUUGCCGUCUGUUCCAUGACCGUUUUCGCUGUUAUGAGGUUGGAGGUGGGAGAUGUCAACGUCGGGAGGUUUAUUGGGAAUGGAGGAGGAGUUGUGCAGAAGGUCUUGUGGAGGCAUGUGAAGAUCCUUUGUGAUUGGUAUUGUCAUAAACUCGUAGGUUUCUUGGGGCAACCUCCUCAUCGGCUAAUAGUUCUUCCUCCAGAGGCCCCGCUUCAUGAGUUUGGGGUUGUCAGACGGCUGCUUUUCUUUCUGGAUGAUGAUGUCUUUGCUCUUAUCGCCAUCAGUGUUUAUGUGGCUAUCCUCGUUGUUCUUCUGCCUGUUUGGAUUGGAAGGAUUGGAGGCAGCUAUGUGUCUGUGAACUCGCCUGUUGUUCUUGGAUACAUGAUGCUGCUGUCAGUUUGCUUCGCUUACGUUGGAUUCCUCUUCGCUCUCCAUCAAAACUUGUUUCCUGUCAUGGUUCGGUGGCUUUCUCUGGGGGUUCACUUCAUAGCAGUGAGGCUGCCAUGUCUCUUGUGGGUUCUCUCAGUAAAAUCCUGCAAGAGCCUGCAAAGUCUUUUAGCCUUUGGAAUCCGUCAAGCCUCACUUCCAGCUAUGUUCCAGUGGCUUUCUCUAGGGUUUCACUUCACAGCAGUGGUAUUGCCACGUUUCUUGUGGGUUUCUUCAGCAACGGCCUGCAAAAGCCUGCGAAGUCUUGUGAGCUCUAGAAGCAUCUUCAUUCUCUGUCAAGCCUCUCUUCCAGCCAUACUCCAGUGGUUUUCUCUAGGACUUCGCUUCACAACAGUGAUAUUGCCACGUUUCUUGUGGGGUUCCUCAGCAGUGGCCUGCGUAAUCCUAUCUGUCCUUAAGGAAGUUUUAGUCUUGUGCUUUAAAAUUGGUGUUAUGCCUUGGAUAAUUGGAUGCUGGCUCAGAAUCUGCACCUCCCCUUUGUUUGGACCCAUAUUUUCCCAGAGUUUUGAGACUGUUUCAGACCUACUAUGCAUGAUGAUCUCACUUUGGUCUUCUGGAAUCGUUUGCUUGUUGGCUGCUGACUCUUGCAUGAACCGUAUCCAGGAGAUUGUUCAUAAACGAGCCAUUUGGUAUCUCUUGGAUGUCACAGAUCCAAACUACAAGAUCACCAAAAUGAAUUUUGGUCACAGUUUCUUUGCGCUUGCUUCUCAUGGGGUGUUGCUGGUGAUUUUGUUUCACUUGCCAAUUAGAGCAAUCACACUUAUCAGCCCAUCAUUUUUCCCUCUCGAGUUAUGGAUCACCCAGAAAGAGCUUUCUGCUUUUGCACACUCCAUCUAUUUCCACCUAAUGACGUCUUCCCCAAAAUGGUUAAUCGGACAUGUCAUACCAGCUAUGGAACUUCUAAUUCAGAAUUGGAUUAUCACUGUUAGUUCUUGGCUUAAGCUGAGUGAUUACUUGCUGGUUGUGCCCCGACGAGAGAAUCAAAAUGUGAGACCAAUGAUGAGACGAAGAAGGCCGUUGCUUCUAUUCUAUUCAAUAGGUGAAGGCUCUUUGGUCAGUUUGCAUGGAUCUCAGAAUGCUGAAGACGAUACUAAUGACCAAAGAGAUAACAGGUUUCUCCUGAGGAUUGCACUGAUGUUGAUGCUAGCGGCUUUGAGUAUGUUCGUAGUUAGCACAGCCUUUAUGACUUUACCUAUUUUGCUGGGGAGAGGAUUCCUUGAGUCUGUAUCUUUCAUCACGCUAAGAAUUGGACUUAAACGUGACGAUCAACUUGCUUUUUGGAUUGGGUAUAGCAUCAUUGGACAAACGUAUGCCAUCACUUGCUUUGUAUAUGAUCAGAUUCAGAAGGGAAGAUUCGAUUUGCUUCUCAAAGAUGUCUUCAUGUGGAUACGAAAUGGGUUACUUUUCUCCAUCUGGAUCUCUGUCAUACCAGGGUUGCUCGGUCUACUGAUCGAACUUAUGAUCUUCAUCCCAUUACGAGUGCCACUAAAUGAAUCACCGGUCCAUUUCUUGAUCCAAGAUUGGCUGAUAGGAGUAGUGGUGCUUCACAUAUGGGUACUUCUGACAAUGCUCAUGCCUAUCAACUGGUUCGCAACUGAGGCAUGGCUAAGAAAGCUGGAAAGAAUCAGAAGUGUGGGAAUCGAUAGAGUUCCUUCAACGUGGCUGCUUCGAGACGUGAUCGGCUCCAUCAUAAACACACUUCUAACCACACUCUCCAUCCCUUACCUGCUCGUGAAGUGUCUGCUUCCGUUGCUUGGCUUUUCAGAAAGCGUCACUUCAGCUACUGAGCGACUUAUAUGGCCUUCGUUAUUAGCCUUGCUAGUGGUUUGGGUCAUUGCCAGGAUAACACGUGACUUCAUCAUCUACGUUCACCAACUGGUCUUCAAUGAACGGUACUUGGUGGGUGAAAUACUAGACAAUUUGACUGAAGAAGAGAUAGAGCAGCGGAUAUAAUUCAUGGAGUAUAUGACAAACACAGACUCUUGUUGAUAGAACGAAUCAAAAUAUGUUGUCUUUACUCUUUAGCUAUGCUUAGGUUUCUAAUUUUGACAGUAACCAGAGGAAACCAAUUUUAGGUUCUUACUUUGGAUAAGAUACCGAUAUUAUCAGAACCAGCCGGUUUAAAAUGUUGGUUUAACCUCGGUUUAGCAAACGCAAUUUAUAUACAGCGUGUGGUUGGUUGUUC